Molecule: messenger RNA, 1956 nt
Organism: Babesia sp. Xinjiang
Lineage: Eukaryota; Apicomplexa; Aconoidasida; Piroplasmida; Babesiidae
Gene: engB
Product: putative GTP-binding protein EngB
Exons: 13
Coding region: 1-1956 (651 amino acids)
Molecular function (GO): GTP binding; zinc ion binding
Source: RefSeq, a predicted model, not a curated record
AUGCUCCAUACUGGGAGGUUGCUAAAGGCCCUGCAACCUCUGAACCCGAGGGCGGAGCGUUCAGCGCCACUGCCAGACAACACACUUAAAGAGGUGAUUCUCAAGGCUAUUGGCAAACCUACAUCAAGCGAUGAGAUUAGAUACUUCAAACGCAACAGCAAAACUAAACCGGUUGCGCCGUGUUUCGCUGGCGAGAUCAGACCGAGACUAAAACUCAUUAAAACGGCAAUCGACAGCUCUGAACUUCCGCAUGGCACACUACCUGAGGUCGCUUUCUACGGGCGAACAAACGCCGGGAAAUCGUGCCUAAUCAAUGCUGUAUGUGGAAGGUAUGGCGUAUGUCCCGUGAACGGAGUCCCUGGUACCACCAGAAAGGUGUAUUUUUACAAGGUCGGAUCACCGCCAACCAUAAUAUUUGUUGAUAUGCCGGGGUACGGAUACUCCCCUGCAAAGGAAGAUGUUACGAUGCAAUGGAACGAAUUCGCGUUGUCGUACAUCAAAAACAGAGAAACACUAAAACUUGUUGUUGUGCUUAUCGAUUGCCGCAUUGGACUGAAGCAAUCCGACCUAGAAGUCAUCAACUUUUGCGAUAAAUACAAAGUCAAAUGGCAGAUUGUUCUUGCAAAGGCUGACGAGACGAAACCCGUGUUACUCGCGAAAAUGAUGCACAAGGUGCGUAUAGAGACUAGCACAUUCAGAUCGUCAAACGGGAAAGUAAUCGCAGUUAGCUCUACCAAAAAUCAAAAUCUGGACGAACUCAGGACGGUACUGGAAGCAUUCAAAGUCGACAAACAUACAGCUCACUUCUGGACAAACACCAAUGAAUCACGAAAAUCAUUAGGCACUAGAAAACCUGCUACACCCAAGGCAAAUGAAAUAGUUACCGUGAAGGCCAGUUGUGAUAACGUUGCACUCGGCCAAAAUGAAUCAUCCAUGCAACACAGCAAUCGGCCAUUUAAAAGAUAUGAUUUGUGGAACUACAUCAGGGACGCAAACCACUCAUACCGUCCACAUCAGGUGGCGCUUCAGUGCGUAGCCGAAAUAUUCAAGAGAUUUACACCACCAUCUGACUUUGUGGAAGACUUAGGUAUGCGCGUCGAGACUCUGUCAACCUCCCAUAUCGAUAACACCCCCUCGACAAUAACCACUUCUCCGACUUUUGUAGAAAUGGAAGGUGGUCUGACAUGCGAUCUGCAUAUAACACUGGAGGAAACACUAAAGCGUAAUGAGGAAACCGAAGUGAAGAGAGAAAACCUUAUAAGGGAUAAGGUUGCAAGUUACCAAAGACGCAUGGAAAUGCAAACGGAACCUUUUCCGAGGGCCACCAGGCCAAAUAUCGGCAGGAGUUACAAAAGGGUCUUAUCUAUGUACAGAAGUGCGAUUGCAAAGAGAAAACUGAAGUGGGACGUCGUUAACCAAGAGAAGCUAACGUGGUCAGCUGCGUAUCAAAAAUGGGAAAGAUGGAGCAAGAAACACCCUCAACUAGCCGGAGUUACCGUUCCUCCUACCAAACGACAAGUUGUAGCUGAGGGAAGAAUUAUCGCUUCUAUAGCUGGCAGGAACCCAUUGGAGACAAGUCGUAUGCUAGUUAGGGAACUGAUUGAGGCCGAUCCGGUAUUGCUCCAGCAAGCGCUUGAUCUGGUUUACACUGGGAAGAUCAGUAAGGUCACUUUCGCGCCUGACCAAUCGCCGACAUCGCAAUGCUUUUAUGCAAUACCGUCGAAGGACGGAACCAAGCAAUACUUGGUAAUGCAGGGAUAUUGUGACUGCUACCAUUUUGCUGAAUAUGUAUUAUCGCGAUCGACAGCAUUCACGUGCAAACACGAGCUCGCGUGCAUUCUAUUGGAACAUAUAAGUGCAGAACUAGAUAUCGAGGGCUCUAGAUUGCUAUGUUGCGCAGAAGAAUUGGAGGAGGAGAAUUUCGUCGAAAGAAUGCACUUAUUGUAUGACGAAUAA